AUGACCCAAGAAAAGGAGUGUUCGGUGGGGAAUGCCGGAGAAAACAGGGCGAUUUCAGCUCUUGCGAAGCAGCAUGAUUCACGUGCAUUCAGCAGGGUUGAAGCAGAGCCUGUCUCCCCAGGGAGGCGUGACGACAGGGGUGUUGCAACUGAUGGGUCUGUUGCGGUUGAGAGGGAUAAUGAGAGGCAGAAUGAAAUGGUCAAGGAUACGGGUGAGCGGAAGGAGAAGCAUGAGCAGACGGAUGGGAUGAAAGGUGGCGAGGAGGGUCAGAAGACUGCUGCUGCUGUUGCUGUGCAAGAGGGGCGGCAUGUGCAAGAGGGGCGACAUGUGCAAGAGGGGCGGCAUGUGCAAGAGGGGCGGCAUGUGCAAGAGGGGCGGCAUGUGCAAGAGGGGCGGCAUGUGCAAGAGGGGCGGCAUGUGCAAGAGGGGCGGCAUGUGCAAGAGGGGGAAAAGGAGCGACAGGGGCAAGAGGGACGAGAGAGGGAAAGAGGGGGACGGGGACGAGAGGAACAAACAGGGCAACAGGGGCGAAAGGAGCAGAUAGGACAAAAGGGACAAGAGGAGCAGAUAGGGCAACAGGGACGAAAGGGGCUGGUAGAUACUGAGGUGCGGGGACUGGCAGGUAAAGAGAAAGCAGAUGAAGAGAAGGCAGGUGCUGUCGAACGCCCUGUUGGUAGCAAAGCUAAUAGUUUGCCCUUGAUGGCCCAGCCAAGGGGAGGCACAACUGCUGAGGGUACAGCUGGGAAAGGGGCUACUAGGGAAGGUGCACCUAGGGAAGGUGUUGCUGGGGAAGGUACAGGUGGGAAAGGUUCAUGUGGGAAAGGAGGUGUUACUGAGAAGGAAUGUGCUCCUUCGGACAGUGAUGUGGAAGAGGUGGUAGAGGAGAGUGGUGCAGAGCGGUUGAGUGAGAGAGAACGGGUUGAGGCAGCAGGUGAAGGGACAAUGGCUAGGGAGAAGGGGGAGAAAGAAAAAGGGGAGAGUGCUGGCACUGAUGGUGGUUUGGAUAAGGUGAGGACAGGAGGAGUGGGGGAGAAGGAAGAGGGUAAGGAGGUAGGUGCGUUGGCGGUGGACGCCGCGCCGCGUGCGGCGGAGAUUAAGGAGGCGAAGGACCGCCGGUGGGAUCGUAGCGAGAUUCGCGGCAUGUGGGAGUUUGCUUCGAUACUUGAUUUUUUCAGAAUUUUCCGGGAGCCGCUACAGCUUAGCAUCGACGCUACAGCCGAAGACAUCGAAACGGCUCUGCUAACGCCGGAGCCGUCUCCGCUUCUUAAAGACAUACACAUUACGCUUCUUAAGCAAGAGGACACGCGUGUGGUUGUAGAGGCUGCUAUGAAGAGGAAUCCCGAGGAGAUUCGCAUGGAGCCGUUUGGGUUGGACGCCAACAACCACGUGUUCUGGUUCUGCAAUGACUCAGUGCUGGGUCAUCGCCUGUUCAAAGAGGGCCCACCUGCUUUCAUCACGCAAGAGGAGGCUGACGCUGCUGCUGCUGCUGCUGCAGCUGCUGCUGCCGCUGCCGCUGCUGCUGCUGCUGCAGCUGCUGCUGCUGCCGCUGCUGCUGCUCUUGCUGCUAAUGUGCCUGUUCCUGCUCUUGCUGCUGAUGCUGCUGCUGCUGUUUCACCUGCAGAAACCACAGCAGCGGUGGUGGAAGAAGCAAAGGCAGAGGCUGCAUUAGAUGCUGCCAGAAGUGUUGCUGAAGCUGCUGAACCGCCUGAUGAUCACACAGCUGCUGCUGUUCCUGCAGAAGAGACGGUGGCAGUGGUGGUGGAAGGAGCAAAGGCGAAAGCUGCAAAUGGUGCUGACGAGAGUGCUGCAACACCCGAAUGUGAAGGAGCUGAAGCUGAAGCUGAUACUACGGCUGUUGAACCGGCUGCUACUAGUUCUGAUGAUCACGCAGCUACUACUGUUCCUGCAGAAACUGCGGGAGUGGUGGGGGAAGGAGAAAAAGCGAAGGCUGCAACCAAUGCUGCCAAGAGUGCUGCUAAAGCCGAAGGGGAAACAGAAGCUGCUGAGGCUACUCAACCUACCACUACUUCCAAUGAUCACACAAAUGCUACUGAGGCCCCAUCUGGCAAAACCGGAGCAUCUGAGCCGUCCGUUAACCCAACACCACCAUCUGUUCCCCUGCAAUCUGAACCACUACCCACUCCCACUAGUGAAGCCUCUAAGGCUGACAGUGUUACAGCGCUCAGUGUGGUUACCAGAUUGGGUGACGCCAAGCCUUGUGCAACUGGGGUUGACCUGAUUUUAAAGUCGCCCUUGGGGAGUCCUGAUAAUAAGGGGCUAUCACGAAGCAAUGAUAGGGAGCUAUCACGAGGCAGUGGUAAAGGGACGCAAGGUGAUGGGGAUUUAGUGAGUGGGCUAGCUGCUAUUGGGAGUCCUGUUGAUAAGGAGCUAUCACGUGGCAAUCGCAGGGAGUUGUCACGAGGCAAUGAUAGGGAGAUAUCACGAGGCAGUGAUAAAGGGUCGCAAGCUGAUGGGGAUUCUGUGAGUGGGCUAGCUGCUAUUGGUGGGUUGAAGGCUAAAGCUGGGGUGAAGGCAGAAGAGGAGGAUGGGGGAGCGAAGGUGGGAGGAGGAGAGGAAAGUGGGGUGGAAGCAAAGGAGAGAGGGGUGAAAGCGGAGGAGAGAGGGGUGAAAGCGGAGGAGGGGGAGGGAAUGGGGAGAGGAGAAGAGGAUAAGGUGCUUGUGAAGAGAGGGAUUGUAGCGAAGGAGAAUGAGAGGGUUUACAGGAGGCGAGGUGGCAAGGAGGCGGGGAGGAAGGAUUGUGAGGGCAGAGAAGGGGAAGAUGGAAAGGGAGGCAAGGGGGGGGUGAAGGGGGAAGAUGCGAGUGGUCAAGGCGGUGUUGGUGAGGGUAACGAGCAUAGAGGGAAGGAGGGGGCUAAAGGGGAAGAGGGUGAGAAGGAAGAGGAGGAAGAGGAGGAGAAGGAGGCGGAGGAGGAGAAGAAGAAGGAGGAAGAAGAGGAAGAGGAGAAGGAUGCUGGUGUGAUUGACUUAACUGAUGCAGAUCCAUGCAUGCCUGCUCGUGACGACUCAGCCAAACCUGCUCAAGACACCUCAGUCACUGCCGCUGCUGGAAAAGAAGACUCAGCCGUUGCUGCUAAGGCAGAUUCAAGCACCCGUCCCACCCGCCAUGGCAUGAGCACACGAACCAGGUCAGGCACACUCCGCCCUCCUUCCGUCGCCAAACCUGUUCCCAAGCCUGCUCCCAAGCCUGCUCCCAAGCCUGCUUCCAAGCCUGCUGCCAAGCCUGCUGCCAAGGUUGGCAGCAAGAAGGGGAGGGGUGCUGCAGCUGCUGCUGAUUCUGGUGCAGAGGGCAGGAGGAAGGUGAAGAAGAAAGCCCGACCGGUGUUCCUGCCGCCCGUGUGUGGCGAGUUUGCCACUGCUGCCGUGUGCCUCACUGACUUCACUGCUCUCGCGGACGAUCUCAGUGCCAGUGUGCAUAACGCGGAUCAGCUUAUAGCGGAUCGCCUGACAGAGGAGGCCAUACCCAAAGUGGAGCUUGAGGAGAAGGUAAGGGAUGGGAUUGUUCUUUCACGCUCACUCGUAGAGUGA
Molecule: messenger RNA, 3546 nt
Organism: Closterium sp. Yama58-4
Lineage: Eukaryota; Viridiplantae; Streptophyta; Zygnematophyceae; Desmidiales; Closteriaceae
Source: the annotation of a GenBank genome assembly